Molecule: messenger RNA, 2847 nt
Organism: Monascus purpureus
Lineage: Eukaryota; Fungi; Ascomycota; Eurotiomycetes; Eurotiales; Aspergillaceae
Source: the annotation of a GenBank genome assembly
UCUCCCAUCACUUGUGUGCUGGCAUAGGAUUAGUGCCAGCCUUUUUUUUCUCUUGCUCGGUAUUCAUUUUCCUUUUCCCGCCUUCUUUUCCAUCACAUUCUGUUCCCUCGUGCGCUUCCGCCCGUUCUUUAGGUCUCCAUCUGAGAGGCAAGAUUUUGUCCAACUUGGGACUUCUUGCCAUUUAUUCUUCAGCCGGUUUUUAGCUCGGCUGCAGUGAGACCUGUUAAAACUACCAUCAAACUUUUCUUCAUUAGCGCGGGAAGGGCUAAUCAGUCUACCGAAAAUGCGGUUCUCAGAGGAAGAAGCAGCUGAAGUGAAGAAAUGGGUGGUGAGGAAGCUAGAAGAUAUUUCCGAUGCUGAUUCCGAUGUGCUGGCCGACUACGUACUUGCGCUUAUCAGAACAGAUGCGCCAGAUGAUGAGAUCAGGAGGGCAUCUGUGGAGAACUUGGAAGAUUUCUUAAGAGAGCACACGACUAAAUUCGUCGAUGAGCUGUUCACAACAUUUGGUCCCAAGGAAAAGCAGACGCCUCCGCCAGUUUCACAUUCGCAAACCCGGCCGCAGCUUCCACAUGAGAUCGCACACUCCGGGAUAGCAGCCUCUCAACAGUCUGUCCCAUUUGGUACGCCUUCGGGACCUCUGAAGGGUGUUUAUGGGCAGCAGCCGAUGGCUGGAGUGCUGGAGGCUCAAGGCGGGUUGGAUAACUCGAAUUUCACUCGGAAACGCACCUACCAGGAGGGAUUCCAAGCUGAUCAGGAGCUCCAGGAUGCUCCGCAUAAUCGAUCAUUCAAAACCCCACGUCGGGGCCGCGGAGGUAGCAGAGGAGACUGGAUGGGAAGGGAUGGCCGAACUGCCCCAGGAGCUGUUGGACAAUAUCCUCCGCCUCAUGCAGGUGGGCUUCCGGUUAUGCCGCCUGCCUUCCCUCCGUUUGACCAGAAUGAUCCAAUGGCUGCUAUGAUGGCACUCCAGGGUAUGGGGUUCCCUCAAAUGCCCGGAAUGCCACCCUUGCCUAUCCCCACAUCUGGAGGAGCUCCUGACCAGCAAGCUGGGAAGAUAAUGCAACGCUGCCCCUUCUAUGACACUCAAGGUAUUUGCUAUUUAGGGGCUACUUGCCCCUACCAACAUGGCCUGGAGGCUGCACCCUUGAACGAGGAUGAGUAUGACCCAAAAACGCCCAAUGUAGUGAUGGACUUCAGUAGAGCGAAAUCAGCUACGCGUGGCGAUAGAGGUCGUGGUCGAGGGCGUGGAGGAGAUAGAGGUGGCUUUCGAGGACGAGGUCGGUCUGAAUUCUCCGCGCUUGGACCCAAUGAGGACCAGUCGAUCACGACGAUUGUGGUGGAACAGAUCCCCGACGACAAGUUCAACGAACAAUCAAUCCGGGAGUUCUUUUCUCAAUAUGGCGACAUUGUCGAUAUCACGCUGCAGUCUUACAAAAAUUUUGCUUUGGUCAAGUACGACACUUAUGCCGCAGCGAAGGCAGCAUGGUCUAGUCCUAAAGUAAUUUUCGACAAUCGCUUUGUGAAAGUCUAUUGGCACAAACCCAAGGAGAAGGCAGACAGGAACGGUGAACCAGCCGCGGGAGAAGCCCCUGGUGAUGGCACGGUCUUCGAUAAAGAGGAAUUCGAAAGACACCAACAAGAGGCACAGAAGACAUACGAAGAGAAGAUGAAGAAACGAAAGGAGAUGGAAGAAGCGAAGCAGGCCUUGGAGAGACAGCGGGAGGAGCUUCAGAAGAAACAGCAAGAAGAGAAGGCCAAACUUCUGCAGAAACUGGGAGCAACACCUAGUGGAAAUGGGACAGAUUCUCCCAAUGGCCAUGCGUCACCCGCAGCAGAUGAGGGAGCCAGUGAGCAAACAAAACAGCUCCGAGCACAGUUGGCAGCCCUCGAAGAAGAAGCGAAGAAUCUUGGGAUCGACCCUCAUAACACUGAGACCGGCCCGUCAUACUCCUAUCGUGGACGGGGAAGAGGGUAUCCACCUUAUUACCGUGGCAGAGGCGGAUGCCCACCGCGUGGCCGCGGAUAUGACCCUUCUUACCGUGGUGGAUAUCGCGGUAGGGGAGCGCCUCGUGGUCGAGGUGCUAGUGUCCUCCGUCUCGAUAAUAGACCAAGAAGAAUUGCGAUCUCGGGUGUCGCGUUAAAUUCGGAGCAAGACGAAGCUCUGAGACAGUACUUGGUAGGUAUUGGUGAAUACGAAUCGAUUGAGCCUAAUCCAGAACAGACGGAUUCUUUGAUCGUCACCUUCAAGGAGCGCUACAUGGCGGAAAAAUUCAUGUAUGGCACACGGUCGAUACCAUCCGUAGGCAACGUGGAACUUUCCUGGCUCCCAAACCCACCUACUGCUGCCACUACGCCGGCUGCAGAUGUCAUGGACACCAAAAGUAGCGGUGGUGAUGAGGAAGAGGGGGUUAUGGAUACAGUGGCAGACUCUCGUCUUCUGUCGUCGGGUCAGCUAGACGCACACAAGGACGGAAGUGGAAAUCAUGAGGUCGAUUACGACGUUGCCGAGGAGGAUGAUAAUUGGGGGAUUUAAUAGACAGGGUUUGUUGCGCAUAUACUAUACAGGGCCUAUUUCGUCUGUUCUUCAACCAUAUCUUCUGUAUGUGUACAGUAUUUCAGUGUUAGUUGACUUAUGUCGACCGCUGGCUGUUGUUCCUGACUUAAGCCAGUCUUCAAUAUGCUCUGUUUCAACACCAAUGGACAAGUUUAUAGAUCUAAGUUUCCGUCAACUGACCGGCAGAAGACGUUUAGUCUAGGGGAGUAUCGAAGUAGUGAAUAGGAGCAAAAAUGAGCGAUAAAGUAUCAGACGAAGUCGGUAUAUCACAGUAAAUACGGGAGGUUUAAAUUCAG